AUGGAUCCCUCCCCACCACAAGAACAUCCAGUAACAGCAGCUGAAGCUAACGGCGAAGGAAGGGAAGAUCUGCGAGCUGAAGGAACAACUGAGAGCACCGGCAGCGUCUCUAUGACAUCUCCGGAAAAAAAAGACUCCGGCCAACAAAGAUGUCGGGUAACUGUGCAAUUGGAACUCCAUCUGGUAAACGCGAAAUGGCCUCCUGAAAAUGAGGCUGUCUUUGUGAAUAUUUUGUUGGAUGAAGUGCUGUUGGGAAACUGUGUAACCGAAAAAUUCACACCCAAUCAAUGGUUGACCAUUCUUGGGAAAUUGACCGAGCAGUGUCCAACCUUCUACCCUUAUAAAAUAAAGCAGUUGCACAACAAGUACCAACGACUGAAAGUAUAUUGGAAAAGGUUCCAUACCCUCCUUACGAAAACAACUGGAUUGUCAUGGGAUGCCGAGAAAAAAGUUAUUAAGGGCAGCGAGGAAGCUUGGCAACGUUGGACAACUGCAAAUCGAAAGGAUCAUGACUUGGAGAACAGGACGUGUGUGAACUACGAGGAAUUGACUACUAUUUUCCACGGGACGACUGCUACGGGGUCGAAUACAAGGGCAUCGACUCAAAGGUUGGCCGAGGAAUGA
Molecule: messenger RNA, 624 nt
Organism: Striga hermonthica
Lineage: Eukaryota; Viridiplantae; Streptophyta; Magnoliopsida; Lamiales; Orobanchaceae
Source: the annotation of a GenBank genome assembly